AUGGAAAGCAAGAUCAUUCAAGAGUUUGCUAUGGUGGCCAGUAAGAUAUGGUGGAGAAGGAACAACUUAGUUUUUAAAUGUGUUUUUGCUCACCCGAAGGUAAUUGUGCAAAAGGCUAGAAGCAUCUUGGAUGUGCUGAACGAGGAACUGGGUUGUAGUUCCAGUAAGGUCUGUACUUCAGCUAAGGUUUGGCAGGCUCCACCAUCAAAUUGGCUCAAGACGAACUGGGACAGUGCAAUUGAUAAGGCUAGAGGUAUCAUCGGAGUGGGAGUGGUAGUUAGGGACAGUACAGGCAAAAUCAUUGCAACCAUGAGGACUAAAAAACAUCUCUUCCCUGAUCCUUUGCUAGCUGAGUCUUUUGGAGCUCUUAAAAUAGUACAGUUUGGACUGAAGCUUGGACUAACAAAAGUAAUUAUUGAAGGGGAUUCCCUACAAGUCAUCAAUAGUCUUAGAAGGGACAAAGAAGGCUGUAAUAGUGCAACUAUGUUUGUAUGUGAAGCAAAACAGCUCUUAGAAAACUUUGCUAAGUGGGAGGUUUCUCAUGUAAGGAGAAAUGGCAACUCUAUAGCUCACUUGUUAGCAAAAGAUGCUCUUUCCAAUUAUGAUCACAUUGUAACGUUGGAGGAUCUCCCUCCUUUGUAUCCCUUUGGUUUGAUUGAAUGGAAAUGA
Molecule: messenger RNA, 669 nt
Organism: Juglans microcarpa x Juglans regia
Lineage: Eukaryota; Viridiplantae; Streptophyta; Magnoliopsida; Fagales; Juglandaceae
Exons: 1
Coding region: 1-669 (222 amino acids)
Molecular function (GO): RNA-DNA hybrid ribonuclease activity; nucleic acid binding
Source: RefSeq, a predicted model, not a curated record